Molecule: messenger RNA, 2187 nt
Organism: Trifolium pratense (red clover)
Lineage: Eukaryota; Viridiplantae; Streptophyta; Magnoliopsida; Fabales; Fabaceae
Exons: 5
Coding region: 442-1881 (479 amino acids)
Source: RefSeq, a predicted model, not a curated record
AUACCUUAUAUAAAAAAAUAAAUUAAAUUAAAUUGCUUAAAAAAAUAAAUUAAAUUAAUGAACAUAGAUCAUAAACAUGAUAUGAUACAAUACAAUGCAUUUCCACAAUUUUAUUAUUUUCUUCACAUAACCAAACCAGACAACAACAACAGCAGCAAACAAUUUUGUUGCGGCUAAUCUUUCAACUUCACUCAGUCUCUUCUCUUACAAACAAAACAACCUUAGAUUCUCCGAGUCACAAAUUCUUUCUUUCUUUACUCUAUAAAAAACAACACUUUCAUUCACACUGUUCUAUACUUGUUUUUUUGUUUUUCUUUCUUUUGAGUACCCAUCAUGAUUUUUCUUCCAGAUUUCAGAUAGUAUUGCUUUGAUAGAGUCCAGUACCGACUUCUGUUAGUUCAAUCACGUGAGUUCUCAGAAGAGUUCUUCCAUAGAAGGUAGAUGGGUUCUAGAAUCCCAUCUCAUCAGCUUAGCAAUGGCCUAUAUGUAUCAGGGCGGCCAGAGCAGCCGAAAGAAAGGCUUCCAACCAUGACCUCAGCGGCCAUGCCAUAUACCGGUGGAGACAUAAAAAAGUCAGGAGAAUUGGGGAAAAUGUUUGAUAUACCUGUUGAUGGCUCAAAAUCUAGAAAAUCUGGACCAAUAACAGGUGCGCCAUCACGGACAACAUCUUUCGGAGGAGCCGGUUCACAUUCUGGACCAAUUCAUCCUAAUGCUGCUGCUCGAGCUAUCUAUACUACUGGUGGUGGUUCAACUUCACAAAAGAAAUCAAAUUCCGGGCCGCUGAGUAAGCAUGGAGAACCGGUUAAAAGGUCUUCUGGUCCUCAGUCUGGUGGAGUAACUCCAACCGGGCGUCAAAAUUCCGGACCGCUUCCUCCUAUUCUUCCAACAACAGGUCUCAUUACGUCCGGACCGAUAACAUCUGGCCCACUAAACUCUUCUGGUGCUCCUAGGAAAGUGUCUGGUCCUUUGGAAGCGACGGGUUCGAUGAAGCUGCAAGGUUCAGCCGCUGCUGUUCACAAUCAAGCUGUAACUGUUCUUAGUCAAGGUGAUGAGUACUCCUUCACAAGGAAUUUUCCAAAGGCCGUGUUUUGGUUAUUAAUUCUGCUUUUUCUCAUGGGUUUCAUUGCUGGCGGUUUUAUUUUUGGAGCCGUGCACAAUGCCAUUCUCCUUAUUGUGGUUGUGAUUCUCUUUGGCUUAGUUGGUGCGUCUUUCACUUGGAAUACUUAUUGGGGAAGAAGAGCUAUUAUGGGAUUCGUUGCUAAUUAUCCGGACUCAGAGCUAAGAACCGCAAAGAAUGGACAAUUUGUGAAAGUCUCUGGGGUUGUCACUUGUGGUAAUGUGCCUCUCGAGUCAUCUUUCCAGAAAGUUCCCAGAUGUGUAUAUACAUCAACAAGUUUAUAUGAGUAUCGAGGAUGGGACUCAAAAGCUGCCAAUCCUACACAUCGUCGACUUUCUUGGGGCCUUAGAUUGCUGGAAAGGCGUGUGGUAGACUUUUACAUCUCAGAUUUCCAAUCCGGUCUAAGGGCAUUGGUUAAGACUGGUCAUGGAGCAAGAGUGACCCCAUAUGUUGAUGACUCGGUUCUCAUCAAUGUAAAUCCAACCAAAGAAGAGUUAUCUCAAGAGUUCCUCCGAUGGUUGGGAGAGAGAAACUUGUCAAGUGACGACCGCAUCAUGCGGCUGCAAGAAGGGCAUAUUAAAGAAGGAAGCACGGUGAGUGUAAUGGGAGUUGUUCAGCGGAAUGAGAAUGUGCUUAUGAUUGUUCCUCCACCAGAGCCAAUCACAACAGGUUGCCAUUGGCUCAAAUGUAUUUUUCCUGCAAACUUGGAAGGUAUAGUCUUAAGAUGUGAAGACAUGUCGAAGAAUGAUGUGAUACCAGUUUAACAUUAUUAUGUGGAACAAGAAUGUUUGUAGCAUCAUCUUCUAAUUGGCGGUUCUUAGAUAGUAUUCUUUUCCCCUCUAUUAUUAGUGGCGGUGGAAUAUAUAAUAUUGACAAAUUAUUAUAGAUUAAGAUGGCAGAAAUUGUGUGUGAUUGUGUUUAUUUUUUCAAUCUCUUUAAAUAGUUGUAUAGUUAUGGUUUGGUUUGAUGUUCUUGUAGGAUUUGUAAACUUUGGUAAUGUUUGAUGCAGUCAAAAUUCUUAAAUGUAUGAAGCAUAUUGUGGUUAUGCUAAAUAGAAUACAAGGUUUCUA